Molecule: messenger RNA, 6673 nt
Organism: Anolis sagrei ordinatus
Lineage: Eukaryota; Metazoa; Chordata; Lepidosauria; Squamata; Anolidae
Product: synaptotagmin-like protein 2
Biological process (GO): intracellular protein transport; exocytosis
Cellular component (GO): exocytic vesicle; plasma membrane
Molecular function (GO): small GTPase binding; neurexin family protein binding
Source: RefSeq, a predicted model, not a curated record
CUGACAUCGGCAGCUGGAGUAGUCGGUGGCAGCUUCUUGCCCUGUGUGCUCUUUCUCCUCGGCGCCCCCGCAGUCCCCUUCCGCGUGGUCCUGCCGCCGACGGAUACUAUAACAGCAGCUCAGGUGCCACUGAACCAGAUCGGCGAGAUGUCUUGAUAGGAGAAGGCUUUUGCUGGAACCGCAGCCAUUGCUCCUGUCUUCGAAUUCUUCGUGUCUGGUGACACAUCAGCUUCUCAUUGAGGGAACUGGUUCAUUUAUGCGUCCCUUGGUGGAUAUGGAUUAAAUGAAGGACUAAAGCUCUAUGGAGAGACUUCUAGCUUCCAUAGACAUGCUACGAAGAGACUCGGAUCAUAGAAGAACAGGUCCAUGUUUUGAUUUUCCAGGCUGGACCCACCGGCAGAUCCUUCUCCAAGGCAAACUGGCCUGAAUUGGUGGUCCCCAUACUCUCCAGUUUGGGUGACGAGUCCUUGCAGAGCCCCUACUCAAUGCCCCCCUAAUUGUUGCUGUUUCCAAACUCCCUGUGUAUAGCUUGGCUGAAGGAAGCUGAGAAGAUGCUGGACCUCAGCUUUCUGACCGAAGAUGAGUACGGAAAACUGAUGAAAGUUCUGCAGAGGGAUGCAGAACUCAAGAAGAAAGAUGGUGACCGCAUCAGACGUAUACAAGGCUCACUGAAGGAUGAAAAGAAGAAGAAGUUUGUGACGGGUGAAUGGUUUCAUGAGGUGAAGGCGCAACGCUUCCAGGAGGCCUUGGAAGGGCCGGAUCUACUCCGAGCUUCAAUUAAAAAGAAAAAGAACAACUUUGAUGAGAAGAGUAAUGAGCCAACUCAGGGGAGUCUGGAAGACAGAGAUGUUUCCUUUCCAUUGGAAGCAAGCAAUUUUCCCUCUCCGAAAUCUGAAGAAGAAAGACCAUUUGAACCUCCUUUGGAUUCUCCUGAUGGACACCGAGCCAAACGAAAGCCAAGGCUGACAUUGUCUUCUCCGCCAUCUUCAUCAGAAAAGAGAUCCAGUCUGGAGGAUAUAUCCCCAGCAGACAGCGGGGUUGGGAUAAGUCCGUUCUUGGGUUCGAGAGGAGAUUUGCAAGGAGAUGAGAAAGGUCAUGAAAUAUCCAGUGUGAUGUCUGCAAGGCUUUCCGAAAAGGAUGUGACUGACUUCUCUCACUUUAGUAGAGGAGAUGUUCCUGACUCUGUAGGAGUGAUCUCAACUACUGCUGUGGAAGAUAGAGCAAAUCGGCAGACUCUACACGAAGAUGUCAACACUUCUAGCAAGAUCCCAAUCAAGAGGAAGUCUAGCAACGAGCCGUUUGGUCCCAUCACGGAUCUGAUUAACGGAGUUGGCAAUGCUGAACUUGGUCUAACUAAGAGAGGAUCACUGAAGAGCUCGAAAGGAGGGGAGAAUGACCGGCUUGUGAAACAAGGACCCAACUAUACGAUCUCCUCUAUGAGCAGCAAAGAGGAAGAAAUGGCCCUCGAUCGGGAACAUUUCAAGAAUUUGAAGAACUUUUGGGAGAAGGGCGGCGAAUCCCUCUUGGCGAAUGAUGUGUCCGAACUACUGACGGAAAAAGCUGAGGUUAACGGAAGGCCAUCAAGAUUGAACCGAUCUCUUUCAGCCCAGUCCAAUCAAAGCCAAAAUAGUGAUGACAAGCUCAAUUCUCAUGUACACGGCAGAGCCAGAGUCCCCUACAGAAAGGCGGCCGUCUUGUCUUCCAGUGAGGACGAACCCAGUUACAUAGCGCACCCGAGAAAAGGAUCGGGAUCAGGAAUUCCUAGGUCCACCUAUGGGAGGAACAAAGGGCCGAUGGCUCGCAACAGCCUAAGCGAUGGCAAUGGGAAGCAGUCUUCAACAGAAGAAGAAAAGAAAGCCCAACGUUUCACAAGGAAAUCAAAAUUGCCGGUUCGAGUCCCGUCGGUCAAAAUAGAGAUGCCUUCUGUCGAGCAGAUUGGGAUCAGUUUUGAGCCAGAGACGCCCGCCGAUGAGUUUGUCAUGGCAGAAGAAAGCAGACGUAAGAGGGAUUCCUUGGCCGGAAGGGUUCAGAUACUGAUUGAGUCCGUUCCUUCUUUAGAGUAUAUGGACAAAGAUGGCAGUGUGGAAAAUGAAAGUUUGGACUUGGGCUCUCAAAACAACCCAGAAGCGGACGAGACAAUAUCUAGCCAAGAACUUCCUCAUUCUGCUGAAGGUGUGUCCCAAAAUGGAACUUGUAGUGAAACAGGAAAUACCAAUGAAACUCAGGAAAUGGAUCCUUCUACCCCUUCAGAGGGAAAGGAGCACCCAUCUCCCAUUGCCAGGAAAUCACCGCGUGCCAACGGGUACAGCCUGGCAAAGAGCAUGGUGAAUCUUUACACGACCACGGAGACCUAUUCUAAGCCGCAAAUGCCCACCCAUCAAUACCUUGAGCCUGAGAGAGCCAAAGACCUGAGCAAAUCCAGUCCUCUCCUGCUCUCAGAGACGGAAUCGGACACCGCUUCCGAGAUCAGCUUCCAAUUCUACCGACACAAGAAGUCUCCAAGUGUGGGGAGCCACUCCUCAGAUAUGGCCUCCGUCUCCUCGGUGAGUGGAAGCGUUCUGAGCGUCUACAGUGGUGAUUUUGGCAGUGUUGAUGCCCAGGGGGUGGUUCAGUUCGCCUUGGAUUACGAUGAGAAAAACCGAGAAUUCCAGAUUUUCGUCUCCCAGUGCAAGGACCUGGCCAUUGUGGAUGAGAAGAAAGUUAGGACGGACCCGUACGUCAAGACCUACCUCCUUCCAGACAAAGCGCGAAUGGGGAAAAGGAAGACCUCUGUGAAAAAGAGGACCGUCUCCCCCAUUUACAAUGAAGUGUUGCGGUAUAAAAUAGAGAAAAUGGUUUUGCUGAUUCAGAAACUGAACCUUUCUGUCUGGCACAACGACCCUCUUGGGCGGAACAGUUUUCUGGGUGAGAUUGAGGUGGACUUGGCUGGCUGGGAUUGGCAGAACAACAGACUGAACUGGUACAUGCUCAAACCCCGGAGUUUGUCGGCCUUCAACUGCGUGGAUCACCGGGGAGUGAUGAACCUGUCAAUUAAAUACAUCCCACCAGGAAGCCUAGGUCGCAAAACCCCUCCGUCUGGGGAGGUCCACAUCUGGGUGAAAGACACCAAAGACCUUCCGCAGCUGCGUCCUUCGGGAGUGGACUCCUUUGUGAAAUGCUAUGUUCUUCCAGAUACGAGUAAGAAGAGUUACCAGAAGACCCGAAUUGUCAAGAGAGACUCCAAUCCGGUCUUCAACCAUACCAUUGUGUACGACGGGUUCCAUACGGAGGACCUGAAAGACGCCUGCGUGGAACUGACUGUCUGGGAUCACGAAAAGCUCACCAACCACUUCCUUGGAGGGAUCCGCCUGGGACUUGGGACAGGCUCCAGUUACGGAAUUGCAGUCGACUGGAUGGACUCCACGCAGGAAGAAGUGGCCUUCUGGCAGGAAAUGAUGUCGACGGCCAACGAAUGGAUUGAGGGGUCACUGCCUCUGCGCUCCUUGGCAGGAAGGAAGAAGCUGAAAUGAAAUGAACGAGUGUCGCCCGACUAGGAAAAGGAACAUAGAUAGAAGACAUUGGGAAAUGCUGGUAGACAUCCAACUCUUUGGGUGGUGUUUGUGACAUACUUUGGAGAAACGCAAAAAGGACAGUCGUCUCUCAAUACUCAUGGAUUCAACCAUCCAUGCCUUAAAAACAUUUUUGAAGAAUUCCAAAAAGCAAAUGUCAAAUUUGCCAUAUUAUAUAUAUUUUGCAAAGACGUGAGCAUCCAGGGAUUUUGGCACCACGGUACGCAUUCUGGAGAUAUCUUGCCCUGAUGCCAUCUUAGCUCAAAGGUUGAAAGAACUGUUGUUUAUUGUUGUACCAUUAAUGUGCCUUUAGUAGUUGAUUUUUCCAAAAAUGGACCCAGAAGGCAGAGAGGAAAAAAUGUAAAUAUUUUAAAGAUAUGAAGUUUUGGUCUCUGCUUGUAGGGAUGACAGUAUCAUAAAACUGAACUCUAAAACAAGAAGAGGAUACUGGAGAUUGGGAGCAAAUGAUGGAAAUGAAAAACUAACUGGGUUAUAUAAGAAGUUGUAUUAUGGUGAACCAAAGAAGCAAUCCAUCUCCCCGGGAUGUUGCUCUUCCAAGAAAUAGCCAAAAGCCGAUUGCAGCCUUACCAUUAUAUCACCAAUGGAAGUUACUGCUGGUUGCUGAGAUGCUUGCAAAAAAAUGUUGAAUUAAAUCCACUCUAGCAAAAGCCAGUCCUGCCAUUGGGAAUAUGGGGCAGUUGCCUCAAAUGGAAAGGAUGCACAGCUCAUCUUUCCUCUUGAAGACAAACUGUAUUUAUCCCAAGCUGUCCUCGAAUGUGAAGAAGGAUUUCUUUCGUUCAUCCUAACUGAAUAAGUUCUUAAUCAGGGGAAUCAUACUCAGGAUGAUGUCACUUAUAUUAUAUACACAAUUCUGUAGCUGUCGAUGUAGCAAAAGUGGGAAGCACAGUAAUACAUAGGUUCUGGACUGUUUAUUUUAGAGGUGAAAUAAUGGCAUCAGGGUUAAAGAAGAGAUUCUCCCUAUUUACUCUGGGUAAUGAAUGAGGCAACAACGGAGCUUUCAAAUUUCCCUCUGUUUCUGACUAAUGUACAAGGGGUGCUCAUUAAAGACUUCCCCUGACCCACUUCCUGUGGUCUGAGAACAAUGAAACUUGGCGCAGUUAUUAGUCCUUCUCUCCAUAGGUGCCACCUAGGGACACACACUUCUCCCAUCUUCUUAAGCAACUGUAAAUACCUCACUUGUAGAAGUCGAUAGGUUGCUCCAAGGGCCAUGUUGUGACUUCAGAAAGUAGAGUCUCAUCACCAGAAAAAUGCUUGCCUUUCAAAAAUAACUUCAUUAUUGGAAAGAGGUGGAAGUCUGAUGGUGUGAGGUCAGAUGAAUAAGUGGGAUGUGGUGGAAUUUCAAAGCCACAGGAGCAUGCUUCCUCCAUUUGGGCAACAUGUGAGUUGUGAACUAGUGUAUUGUCUUGCAGAAGGUGGACACCUUUGGUGAGCAUGCCACAUUGUCUCUUGGUUUUGAUGGCCUCCCGCAAUUUCCACAGCAGUGAAGCAUAGUAUGCCCCAGUGAUCAUGGUCCCCUUUGCUAGGAAAUCCAUCACUACUACUCUGUGCUGGUCCCAAAAUACUGUGAGCAUGGCCUUGCCUUCCAAGAGUUGGCACGUGCCUUCUUUGGAGGGGGCGAGUCAUGAUGCUUCCAUUGCAUCGACUGGACUUUAGUCUCAGAAUCAUCGCGAUGGAUCCUGCUUUCAUACUGUGUGAUCAGUCUGUUGGAAAAGUCCUCCUGUUUUCCAUGGCACAUCAAUAGCGCUUGAGAGCAUCCAACUCGUUCCUGCUUCUGGAAAAAUGUGAGCAGUCAGGGGGAUCCAGCGAGUUGAUUCCUUAUGCAUGUGAAGAUGGUCUUGGAUGAUUUUUUCCAUGGAUCCCACACUAAGAUGGGAGAAGUCUGUGUAGGUCACAUUUAUGUAGAGAAGGACUAAUAACUGUGCCAAGUUUCAUUGCAUUUUGGGCUAGGUGGUGAAUGUUUAGACAGCAAUUUUCCAAAAUGGCAACCUCCACUUGCUGGAUGGUGUGUUCAUCAGAGUGGGGUCGUCUAGGAAUUGAAGCUGUUCCCACCAAAGUCUGACCACAUUUGAAUUGACAAUGCGAGUUCUCGACUCCAUCAUAUGAUGGGGAAUCCUCACCAUAAGCCUCUUUCAUCUCAUCGAAGGUCUCCUUUGGUGUGCGGCCCUUCAAGUAUAGGAAUUUGAGGGCUGUUCUGUAUUCCACUGGGCCCAUUAUCAAACCUCACACCACUUCAACACCUGUAAAAUCAAGACCGUUAUCAGUUCUGAAUGGUAAAUUGGCAUGUAACAUCUAGAAACUUAUAUCAUUAAACAUGUGCAGUUUCAGCAUUCUGCAAUAAAUAAAAGUGGGUCAGGGGAAAUCUUUAAUGAACACCCCCUCAUAGGUUGAGGAAGCCAACAAAUAAGAAAACGGAUGAAGCAGGUAACAAUUACUUGACACAGUUGUUGGCACUUUUAAUUAAAAGUGAAAGGUAGAAUUUCAGCAGGCUGAAGGUCUUUUGUUUGAACCCACGAUGUUGUUUAAAUUGGACUCGUAUAGUCAGUCUCAAGUGACUAUCCAUAAGGUUGCCAUCAUUGCUCCUCCAAUAUGGGAGCCACUGGUGAUCAUUACGUAAAGGUCGAAUACAGAUUCUAUAUAUUAUAGCUAUUAUGUCUUAAGGUCCAUGUGUGAAAGUCAUCUGUACAUGACAAGAAGACAUGAAAAGAAACGUCAUUUGUGAGUCCAUGUGUAAACUGCCUUACGAAGAUUUGUAUCUGUAAAGGCGGAAUAGAAAUGCACACUUCAAUUGCCCUUCAAUGCCUCCCUUUCUGCUGCCUCGCUCUUUCAGCAGAUCUAAAUUACAGCCAUGUGCUGUACUUUCAAUCCUCGAUCCGCUUUUUUGGCCACUUACAGCUUUCUCAUUCUUGAUUCAGGGCCUUGCCGUUGUAAUCUUGCCAUUGUAAUCUUAGAAAAUACUGGAUUUUCCAACCAUUUUCAGUUUUUGAAAAUGCCCUGGCUCCUAACCUGUCAAAUUGGAGAGGCCUGUAAUUAUAACAAUAAUUAUUAAUUGUGCCGUAAUAUCAGUGCCUGGAUUAUUUUGUGCCAUUAAAGCAUCGAUGAUUCCA